Molecule: messenger RNA, 690 nt
Organism: Gasterosteus aculeatus aculeatus (three-spined stickleback)
Lineage: Eukaryota; Metazoa; Chordata; Actinopteri; Perciformes; Gasterosteidae
Source: RefSeq, a predicted model, not a curated record
UUUUGGGCAAUCCCUCGGACUUGGACCAGCUAUCAGGGCCACUGCCAGGAUGAUGGUACCUACCCAAGUGGAACCCGUUCCCGACCCUCAUCGCGCCCUUCUUCCCGCCCCUCUUCCCGCCCCUCUUCUGUCUAUGGGUUGGAUCUUUCUAUCAAACGGGACCUAUCCAGCUCCUCGCUUAGAUUAAAAACCGAAGGAGAGGUCCUAGAUGCAGCAUUUGCUCCAGGGGUGGCCAGAGCGAAGCCUACUAGUCUCCCUAUAAGUCAAAGUAGGGGACGCAUCCCCAUAGUGGCUCAGAACUCUGAGGAGGAAAGCCCCCUGAGCCCGGUGGGGCAGCCUAUGGGUAUGGCCAGAGCCUCGGCUGGACCUCUUCCUCCAAUCUCUGCGGAUUCCAGGGACCAAUUUGGGUCCAGCCAUUCCCUGCCAGAGGUACAGCAACACAUGAGGGAGGAAUCUCGGAUACGAGGCUAUGAUCGAGACAUUGCGUUCAUCAUGGAUGACUUGCAAGGCGCCAUGUCCGACAGAGAAGCUGGAGGCCCAAACUGGAAUAUAGAAGCCUACCACCUUAGAAGAGAGGACACAGAUUGGUUUGAUAAGCCAAGAGAAGGGGAUCCGCAGAGCGGAAAUACAUCAGACAGGAGACAGGUGAGAUCCGAGCUGCAAAAUAGGUCCAACACAUACAGCCACUAA